Messenger RNA from Enhydra lutris kenyoni (northern sea otter), 861 nucleotides. RefSeq names its product chromosome unknown C2orf72 homolog. The transcript is spliced from 4 exons. The coding region runs from base 1 to 861 and encodes 286 amino acids. The record is from RefSeq and is a predicted model, not a curated record. Lineage: Eukaryota; Metazoa; Chordata; Mammalia; Carnivora; Mustelidae.
AUGGAGCGCGAGCUGGAGGAGCUGGUGGCGCGGCCCGCGCGCCCGGCAGAGCCGCCCUUCCAGGCGCUGGUGGAGGCGGCGGGCGGCCGCGGGCAGGUGCUGCUGGUGGGCGAGCUGUGGGAGCGCGAGCAGAGCCGCGCGCUGCUGCGGGACUUCGCCCGGGCAGUGUUCCCGCCCGAGCAAGCGGCGGGCAAGCCGGGCAGCGCGGGGGCUGGGACACCAGGGGUCGGGGCACCGGAGUCGCAGAGGGCGCCCGGGACGGCGGGGGCGCGCGCCAUCCGCUCGCCGCUUGUCUUCGUGCUGUGCCGCGCGUCCUCGCUGACCGCCCGGGAGCCGCGGCGCCGCCUGCGGGAGAUGCUGCGGGACGUGCGCGGCCGCCGGCGGGCCGGGACGGCGCUGGUCGGGGUGCUGGUGGCUGAGGCCGGGCCCGAGGACACGGUGGCGCCGGGGUUGCGGCUCCUGGAAGCGCUGCUGCGCACAGUGUUCGGCCGCCAGGCGGGGGGCCCAGUGCAGGCGGCCGCCUAUUGCCCCGGCCACCCGGCCUCCAGCGUGGCCGUCCAGGCAGCCGCCUGCAGGGCGCUACAAGCAGCCGGGUCCUCGCGACCAGUCUCAGGACCCUGGGAGAGACCGAGCCUCCCAGCACUGCUGGCGUGCUUUUCCUGGGGUCCCUGGAGCCGGGGGAAGGAUCCAGAUGCCACCUCCCCCAGUGACCCAGCUCAGGAUCACCUCCAGGACACUGAGGAGGAGCUGGCCCUGACAGCCAUAUGUCCCAACGGAGACUGUGAGGACCCCAGGAAGGGGUCGAGAGCCUGUGACGGACUUGUCCCUGCUCCUGCUGACCCCGCUGUAGACUCAAGAUGA